AUGUCUCCAAUUAUAUCCACGUAAGUAUCGAACAUGUCGCGAGAGAGCGCAUCCAUCACGACUACUUAAUACAUUCUUCGAUGUAUACGUACAGACAAAGUACCACAAACUACUAUUUAAAGUUUAUAAGAAAUACGACUGUGUUACAAUAAAGUCUUACUGUGAUACCGUUCAAUUUCAAUUCUAACAAUAACAAAUACAAACAUGAAUACAACGUGGGAAGAAUUUUAUGUCAAACAUUCACCACCUCAAGAUCUAGCUCAGAGCGAACUAUCGCUAAAAGAAUUUACAGAACGACAUUUGAAAAAAAACAGUAAAGUCGUACUAGUAACAAGUGGUGGAACAACGACUCCCUUAGAGCACAACACGGUAAGAUUUGUAGAUAAUUUUAGCGCAGGAACAAGAGGAUCUGUAUCUGCAGAAUAUUUUUUAGAAAAAGAAUAUGCCGUUAUUUUUAUGCACAGAGUCAAAUCCCUAGAACCAUAUUCGAGACAUUUUAUAGGACACAAAUUUUUAGAUAUGUUAAAGGACGAUCAACAAGAAGGAAAACAUGUGCUCACAGUAUUGCCACAAUAUACCGAACAAUUAACAAUGAUAUUACAUAAAUACAAAGAAGCUUCGAGUCAAGGCAAAUUACUGCAAUUGACCUUCACAACUGUUUCCGAAUAUCUCUGGUACCUUCGAUCUGCGUGUCAAGCGCUAGCUUGUCUUAAAAACAAAGCUAUUUUAUAUCUUGCAGCAGCAGUUUCAGACUUUUACAUUCCGUCAAAUGAAUUGUCGGUUCAUAAAAUCCCUUCCAGCGGACCACAAACAAUAUCCCUUCAACUAGUACCGAAACUAUUAGCUCCUUUAGUUAAUUUAUGGGUUCCACAGGCGUUUGUAGUGUCGUUUAAAUUGGAAACCGACGAAAAUCUAUUAAUUCCGAAAGCGAGAAGCGCGCUCAACAAAUAUAAACACAACUUGGUCAUAGCUAACAUGUUGCAAACUCGAAAGCAGCGAGUAAUAAUCGUCAGUCAAGAGAACGAAUACGUAAUAUCUCUCACGGACGAACAGUUGAACAAAGGCGUAGAAAUCGAACAAUUAAUUGUCAGCGAUCUCAUCGACAGACACGAAUAUUUUAUACGAUCUACCGAGAAAUCUAGUUGAUGUGCUUUUUUCCAACACUUUUUAGUUAAUAUAGAAUGCAUUUCAAGUUGGGGAAUAUUUAAUAAAUAUAUCCAAUAAUCGAUAAUUAAUAUUAUAUUAGUACAUUUCCAUUACUGAAGUAUUAAAAAAAUUUGUUAAAAAUCUGAUUCUAUUAUUUUAUAUGUAAUAAUAUUUACAUGUUAAUAAAUUUCAAAGAAUUUUUAGUCGUUCUA
Molecule: messenger RNA, 1358 nt
Organism: Hylaeus anthracinus
Lineage: Eukaryota; Metazoa; Arthropoda; Insecta; Hymenoptera; Colletidae
Gene: Ppcs
Product: phosphopantothenate--cysteine ligase
Exons: 7
Coding region: 205-1146 (313 amino acids)
Biological process (GO): coenzyme A biosynthetic process
Cellular component (GO): nucleus; cytoplasm
Molecular function (GO): phosphopantothenate--cysteine ligase activity
Source: RefSeq, a predicted model, not a curated record